AUCCCCUCCUAAAACCAAUCCCUCUCAUCUCCCUCUCUCCCAGCUGUGAGCCGAGUGAUUGACAGGACCUAAAGACAUGGGGAAGCAGAACAGCAAGCUCCGCCCUGAGGUGAUGCAGGACCUCCUGGAGAGCACCGACUUCACGGAGCACGAGAUCCAGGAGUGGUACAAGGGCUUCCUGAGGGACUGCCCCAGCGGCAACCUCUCCAUGGAGGAGUUCAAAAAGAUCUACGGUAACUUCUUCCCCUACGGUGACGCUUCAAAGUUCGCCGAGCAUGUCUUCCGCACAUUCGAUGCCAAUGGUGAUGGGACAAUAGACUUUCGGGAGUUUAUCAUCGCAUUAAGUGUGACGUCACGUGGAAAGCUGGAGCAGAAGUUGAAAUGGGCGUUCAGUAUGUACGACCUGGACGGAAACGGGUACAUCAGCAAAUCUGAGAUGCUGGAGAUUGUUCAGGUGAGUGUGCAUGGAGGCUACAAGAGCUGGAAAAAAUAA
Messenger RNA from Notothenia coriiceps (black rockcod), 493 nucleotides. Its product is annotated as neurocalcin-delta A-like. Gene Ontology annotation, molecular function: calcium ion binding; actin binding; tubulin binding. Gene Ontology annotation, biological process: calcium-mediated signaling. Lineage: Eukaryota; Metazoa; Chordata; Actinopteri; Perciformes; Nototheniidae. The transcript has a single exon. The coding region runs from base 77 to 493 and encodes 138 amino acids. The record is from RefSeq and is a predicted model, not a curated record.